CAUUAUUUUGGGAUUUAUCAUUGGAUUUCUUACUUACUUUACAUUCCAGACUUUAUUGACUUAUACUCAACAUUCAUUUUAUAUUUUUUAUAUAUAUAUUUAAAAAUGUUUAGUUUAAUGUUUGUUUUUACAGCACAAUGUUAUGAAAACGUUAGAAAUAUUUGAAGCUGUAUUAAUAUGUGCCAGUGCUGUAUCGUGUAUUUCAGUGACAUUGCAGGGAAUUUGUAACCUUGGUGUGGGGGAUGGGCUCAGUGGUUAGGUAACCUUUUGUGUGUCGUCGUUUCAAUGAGUUUAAGUCGUUUUUGUUUUUUUAUAAAGAAGCCGCUUAUAUAGGUUUAUUAAGUACGAUUUUUGUACUAUUAUCUUUAUGUUAUUUGGUCUUUUAUUGUUUGGUUGAACCACAAAGGUGUGGUUUGAUGGUUUAAUCUUUAAAACAAUAGUCCAAUCUUUAAUUUAAUUAUUCCCUUGGACUGUAUUGGUUAACGUAGUUGUAAAUAUUUCGGUUGGAGCUUGAUUUAAUCAGGCUUUGGAUGAGGUUGUUAAUGAAAACUGCUGUGUCAUUCAGGCGUUGGUUUCUGUGACCUUCUUAUAGGUGUUCGUGUUAGGUUUUUAUUGCUGAUGAAAGAUGUAAAUGAUGGCUUCAGCACAAACAUCGUUUAGUUAAAUUAUGUGUAAGGCCUGAUCUGCGCCCUUUCACAGCGUGUAACUGCGGGUCGUGGAGGCCUCGUUUUACAGGCUUGGCUGGUCUGACUGUUAAAAUUGUGGCGCUUUCUUCACCAAGUGUUGGGAUCUUACACCGUUUGCGCGUGUAAAUCGAAUAUACGGCGUUUUACAGGUUUUUCUUGACAUUGUGUGUUUUGAGUUGAGGGUUAUUUGAUCAUAUUACUGUCUCUCAACGUGCUUAAAGAUGGCGGCUGUGCUUCGUUUCCCUUAGAUAAAAAUGCGGAUGUACUGUUUAGUACAACGCUCGUGGGAAGAAGCCCUUGGCUCUUCGAGGGUACGCGUGACUGGAUGCAACAACCAAUAGGCUUCAUGGUAUUUACCCUGAAAGCCCGCGUUACAGCAGCUUUGACCAAUACCCGUCGUCGCUCUCAACACGUUGACGUAAUGUAAUAUGAUAUGGAGCAGGCUGGCUUCCUUGCCCUCGCUUUCUGUGGGGGAUAAUAUGGCGGAGCCAGUUGCAUACAGUAUAUCUUAAAGGCUGUAGAAGGGUGGACCAAUAGUGUUGUGCAACUUAUUUGACGGACAGGAAAAUCUUGCGAAUAGGCUGACCUGAAUUGCAGGUUGGAGAGUUUCAGUAUCCAGGGGUGUGGUCAUUUUAACUGAGGUCGUGAACAGCCAGUAGAAAUCCAAGGGGUGGGGACGUUUUGGGGUGGUGUGUCCAAUGGGUUUUGCGACGGGUCUAUAAAAAGCCGGGUGUAGUCGCAUAGUCGCCAUUUCAGCGAAGCAGAUUUGAAAGAGAGCUCCGUGGCGGGGAACGGAGAGAUCUGACGACUGGAGACGGAUCCUGGUUUGAGUGUAGCUAAAAACAGAAUCCGGAUCCAUCCCGAUGGAAAUGGCUGUUAACCCGCUCAUUGACAGCUCCCAUGUUGGGCCUGAUGCCAGUAUGUUGGGAAUAAUGAUGGAUCAGAACUGUGGCACAGCUGGAAAACGCAUCCGAAAACCUUCACUGCUCUACGAGGGCUUUGAGAGUCCUGGAAUGCCCCCCCACAGCCAGAUGACCCCUUCCGGGCCCCCGCAGCCCCCGGUGAAGGACCCCAACCGCCAGGGGAGGAUGACCAACCAACUGCAGUUCCUGCAGAAAGUCCUGCUCAAAUCUUUGUGGAGGCACCACUUUGCCUGGCCUUUUCAUGAACCCGUGGAUGCUGUCAAGCUCAGCCUGCCGGACUAUCACAAGAUCAUAAAAAAUCCAAUGGACAUGGGCACAAUUAAGAAGAGA
Haplochromis burtoni (Burton's mouthbrooder) is the source of this 1939-nucleotide messenger RNA. Its product is annotated as bromodomain-containing protein 2-like. The record is from RefSeq and is a predicted model, not a curated record. Gene Ontology annotation, biological process: chromatin remodeling; regulation of DNA-templated transcription. NCBI's taxonomy places the organism in Eukaryota, Metazoa, Chordata, Actinopteri, Cichliformes, Cichlidae. Gene Ontology annotation, cellular component: nucleus; chromatin.